AUGCAAUGUUAUUUCCUAACCGUCUAUACCCACCCGCAGGCCUGCUUCAAUUGUUCCAAAUCAAAAUGCAAAUGUGUCUCGAGCCCCGGCCUCUCCGGAUGCGAGAGAUGUCACCGUAUGAAGAGACAAUGCAUUCCUGGGAAAGCAGCCAGAUCGCGUAAAGCCGAAAACAACAACCCCAUCAAGCGCAUCGCCCAGUUGGAAGACAAAAUCGACAGCAUCGUUUCUCACCUUGAGAAUAGCCGGAGAGUGAGACACGUUUCGGAUUCUCCAUGUCCACCGAGUACAUGCAACGGACCACCAAUACCACUCACUUCGGCCACUGGAGUCCAAGUCCCAUCAGUACUGACUGAGCCAGCUAUUGAGCGUUCACCCGAGGAAUGUCUCGUCGAGUUCCGUGAGAGAAUGCUAAAGUACUUCCCUUUCAUGCAUCUUCCUCAUAACGCGCGAUGGAUGGCCACCCAUCGACCAUUUUUGCUCACUUGCAUCAUGGCAGCAACUUCCCAGUCAACAAAAGUCAAACUUGAACUGGGAGAAACCAUUAAGCAGACCCUCAUACAGCGUGUAUAUUUCGACAAUAAUGCAGACGCGGUGAAUCUUGACCUACUUCUUGGCCUUUUGACAUUUAUUGCCUGGGGCCAUGACAGUUUGCUUCAUGGCACAGCUGCUCGAGUGUCACGAUUUGCGCAUUUAGCAAUGACAUUGACAUUCAGUCUCCGUCUUAACAAGCCGCCACCAGCUGACUCGAAUAUGCUCCCUAUGGACAAACCUCGCUCCAUCGCAGAGAACCCACAGCGUACUCCGGAAGAGAGACGAGCCGUUCUGGGGUGUUUCUAUAUGAGUUCUAUUGUGUCAUCAUACUUUGGUCAGAUUGACACCAUGCAGUGGACGCCUUAUAUGGAUGAAUGCAUGGAUGUCUUGAGUGAAAAAAACGAGUCUGUAUACGACCACAUGUUCAUUCAGCAAAUAAAGUUACAGCGCGUCGCGGUGGAUAUAGAAGAAGUGAAAGGGACGGAAAAAGUGCCGCCGGCCUUUUAUCUAGCUGGGCUUCGACACAGAAUGAACAAUAUCAAAAUGCAAAUCCCGCCACAAUUGCUUCAGGAUGGAAUCAUGCUUUCGUCAGUUUACUACACCGAACUGAGCAUAUCUGGACUUAUGCUCUGCACUAAGGGUUUUCCAGACUCCCAGGGACUCGAAAACCUAUAUGAUUGUCUGAACACGAUCAAGUCGGCACUUUCGAAUUUCUUCCGAGUUCCAGUAUCUGAUUAUCAUGGGAUACCAUUUCCGUUCUUCAUUCAGUUUACAAGAACUAUCGUCGUGUUAAUCAAGCUCUCGACCACCAAGGACGCAUUUUGGGAUUCUGCCUUGGUGAGCGGUACAGUGGAUGUGCUACAAGUCAUGGAUCGCUUGUUGAGUAACAUUGACGCAGCCAGGACUGCAAUAGGUGAUCAGGGUAAGGAUGGAUUUCUGGAUAAAGCUUUCAAGGUAUUCACAUCAGUCAAAGCGUGGUGCUCUGCAAAGCUUCAAGGAAUGGAUGGUUCAGAAAAUGUGGCAGAAAUUGCCUGUGAUCUCCAAUUUGAGGAUCUAUUUUUAGAUGACGAUUGGUUGAAAGAUUACCUGGUCCUAUGA
Penicillium verhagenii is the source of this 1629-nucleotide messenger RNA. Its product is annotated as fungal specific transcription factor domain-containing protein. The record is from RefSeq and is a predicted model, not a curated record. Gene Ontology annotation, cellular component: nucleus. NCBI's taxonomy places the organism in Eukaryota, Fungi, Ascomycota, Eurotiomycetes, Eurotiales, Aspergillaceae. Gene Ontology annotation, molecular function: zinc ion binding; DNA-binding transcription factor activity, RNA polymerase II-specific; transcription cis-regulatory region binding. Bases 1 to 1629 code for a protein of 542 amino acids. Gene Ontology annotation, biological process: regulation of DNA-templated transcription. The transcript is spliced from 2 exons.